AUGGACGGAAAGACGCGACACGACAUCUUCCUGGUUGUCGACAAGACGGGCACAUUCCAGGAUGCCGGCUAUCGAAAGGCAAAAGAAGCAAAGGAGGGCAUCAAAAAGACGGCCAACAGCAUCCGAGGCGGUAAACAACAAUUCCAGGGAGGCGGAGGAGGGCACAAUCGCAAUGACAAGAACAUCUACAUCAAUCUGGUGGACCAUUUGCGGUCGAGGGACCAGUUGCCCGUCGUCUGUUUCGUCUUCUCCAGGAAAAGAUGCGACGACAAUGCGCAGAUGCUGUUGUCGAUGGAUUUGACGACGGCCCUCGAGAAGAACCACAUCCAUCGAUUCUUUCAUCAAUGCGUUCAGAGGCUGAAGGGAAGCGACGACGGUUGUAUACCGGAA
Mesorhabditis spiculigera is the source of this 390-nucleotide messenger RNA. The record is from the annotation of a GenBank genome assembly. NCBI's taxonomy places the organism in Eukaryota, Metazoa, Nematoda, Chromadorea, Rhabditida, Rhabditidae.